Molecule: messenger RNA, 2408 nt
Organism: Poeciliopsis prolifica (blackstripe livebearer)
Lineage: Eukaryota; Metazoa; Chordata; Actinopteri; Cyprinodontiformes; Poeciliidae
Exons: 2
Coding region: 330-1658 (442 amino acids)
Source: RefSeq, a predicted model, not a curated record
UGCUAACAGUUCAUGAAAAAACUAAAUUUAAGACUUAAAUAUUACAUCAAAUCGAUAAACUAUUUUGAAGGCAGAAAUGUGGGAUUAUUCGCGUAAUCAUGAAUGACACUCUGUACCGGUAGGUGGCGGUAUUGCGCCUGUAGUUGUUUGCCAACCGCGAACCGCCAUGAAAACACAAGAAGAAGAACCAAAGACAACAAAGAUGGCGGCUGCACGUUCGAGUUUUGUUUGGACUGAUGAAGAGGUGGAACUUUUACUUCGUGUUACUUUAGAGUAUAAAUAUUUAAUGUACCAGGAGGACAUUGAUUGGGAGUCCUGCCCGACAAAGUAUGCAGAUAUCCACGAAGCCUUCGUGCGGCGGUAUCCAGCCGGCAGAACGGUGGAGUUUCCCCCACAGCACCGAGGCGACCUCCAGGCACCAGCUGACCUGCAAGCUCAAAGCGAUCCGCUGGAAAUACCGGCAGGCUGUGGGCUCCGGCCGGCCGAACAGACACGGCCGUGUGGUGAUGCUGUACUUUGAGCUUUGCAAGCAGAUCUGGGAUGAAUCACCGGACACGGAGGCAGUAGAAUCUGGGUUAGAGACCCGAGAGGUGGAGGGCAGCUUCAGGAGUUCAUCGGCCGCAGAGACUCCACGUGCUGCUCGGUUCGACCCCGUGGGGGAUGAAGUCUCUCUGAGCGAUGAAAACCUCGGUUCCGAGGUGAAUACAAGACGGAACAUCCUCCAGGCGACGCGCGCAGGCCACCAGAGAGACCAGCUGAAAAGGAAGGUGCUCUCCGAUCCGGCCGUGCAGGAAGACCUCCAGAUUAAAAGACGCAUGUUGCAGUUGCUUGAGGAAUCCGAGAAGAACAACAAAACUAAACUGAACAACCUUUCAGUGCAGAUGGAAAAGAUGUUAGACUCCAUUGAUAAAGGGAUGACUUUACUAAGAACACUCAUGUGUCAGUCACAGAACAACAGCCCACGUCCUGAUGGAAGCAGCAGCAAAGAUACAGAUGUUCACAUUCCUUCAUCUGGACUCCAGACUGAAAUCCAAGCUGCUGCAGCAGAUCACCACUAUCACCACUAUGAAGAGAUGGACUGUGAUGUCUGCACUGGGAGGAAACUGAAAGCUGUCAAGUCCUGUGUAGUUUGUUUGAUGAGUUACUGUGAGGAACAUCUCCAACCUCACUACGACGCUCCACAUUUAAAGAAACACAACCUGGUGAAUCCCUCCAGGAAGCGACAACAAAUCCAUCAGAGAAUCCAGGACCAAGAGAAAGAUGUGAAGCUGCUUCAACGGGAGGUGGAGGCCAUCAAUGUCUCUGCUGAUAAAGCAGUGGAGGACAGUGAGAAGAUCUUCACUGAGCUGAUCCGUCUCCUCCAGGAAAGAAGCUCUGAUGUGAAGCAGCAGAUCAGAUCCCAGCAGGAAACUGAAGUGAGUCGAGUCAAAGAUGUUCAGGAGAAGCUGCAGCAGGAGAUCACUGAGCUGAAGAGGAAAGACGCUGAGCUGGAGCAGCUCUCACACACAGAGGAUCACAACCAGUUUCUCCUCAACUACCCCUCACUGCCAGCACUCAGUGAGUCUACAGGAUCAUCCAGCAUCAACAUCCGUCCUCUGAGACACUUUGAGGACGACAGCAGCUGUGUCAGAGCUCAGACAAGCUACAGGACGUCCUGAGAGACACAGGGACAAAUAUCGAAUUGAGAGUCAAUGAAGAACCAAAGACAAGAGCUGAAUUCUUAAAAUCUUCACAGGAAAUCACUCUGGACCCAAACAUAGAAAACAGAGAUCUGUUAUUAUCUGAUGGGAACAGAAAAACAAUAAAAGAAGAGGAGUCUGAACUCCCUGAUUAUAAUGGAAUCUGACUGGAUGUUGUUUCUGGUUGGUGAUGUCAUCAUGGUUUCCUACCAGAACAUCAGCAGAGCAGGACGAUCAAUGAAUGUUUAUUUGGAUUCGGUUACAGGUCAUUAUGAUGCUACACAGAUAAAAGUUUCGUCACAACAAAGUUAAAACUCCAGUAUCAGGUCCAGUUUCCUCCAGAGUCGUACCUGGAUCACACAGCAGGUAUUCUGUGUUUCUGCAGCGUCUCUGAAUCCAUGACUCUCCUCCACAGAGUCGGUACCGUUGGUUUUGUUUGUCUGUAGAAUUCAUUAAUCUAAACAUUCAGCAGUGAUCAAAGGUCCAGUUGGUUCAAGUGUGUAUUUUAGUUUUUAGUUUAGUCUUUAUCAUUGCUGCCGAGUUAUUUUAUGGAUCAGUAUUGUGAAAACUUUUUUUUGAAGAGCUAUUGAUUAAAAUCGAUGGUAAUUUCCAAAAGGUUGUAGUCAUUUAUGAGCUGAUAGAGAAAUGUCCUCUUUGUUUAAUUGAAUUUGCUGAAGCAUUUGUGGACACAGCUACUGUAUUAAAACACUCUGGAAAAUAGGAAAAUAA